AUGUCGGAUUGGGGGAUUAAUGAGUUAGGAAAUUGGGUAUCAAAUAGUAUAAGUCAAUUGAGCGCAAAUAUUACAUCAAAUGUUUCAUCGACCUUGAGCCCAAUAAUUCCAACCGCUGUAGAAGAACCUCCUGCUUCAUCAGUUCUUCCAAAUCCUAAUAAUAAAUUGUUUUUAAAUUUGCAUACUGAGUCAGAUAAUUCGAAUGAUUCAGACGAUUCAGACAAUUCCAUUAUUCUAAAUAAUUCAAACAAUUCAAAAGAUUCAGAUGAUUCAGAUGAUUCAUAUGAUAAUAACUACGAUGCCUAUGAUUAUAAAUUGGGAUAUUAUUUGACACAAGAAGAACGGGAGCAACGAAAACAAAAUUUUAUCCAGCAAAGUAUGGCUUCUAUUCCAGAUGAAUAUGAAGAUAUACUUACUUAUACCCCAUCACAUAGGAAACCUACCACCGCCACACAUAAAAAUAAAAAUGAUGGAACAUGCAAAAAAAAACCACCAACUGUAAAUUAUAGUGCAAGUAGAAAAGGUGAUAAUACACACCGAAGAAGUGAUAAUGCAAAUAGACGAAGUGAAAGUACAAGCAGACAAAGUGAAAGUGCAAAUAGACGAGGUGAAAGUAUGAACAGGCGAAAUGAUAGUGCAAAUAGACGAAGUGAUAGUAUGAACAGGCGAAAUGAUAGUGCAAAUAGACGAAGUGAUAGUGCAAAUAGACGAGGUGGAAGUACAAGUAAGAAAAGUGACAAAGGUAAAGCACCAAAAAAAAAUACUGAAGAAUUUCAAGAAGGUAAUAAUUUUUUGAACAAUUUGGGAUUAAAUUCUUUAUUUUCUUAUGGAGAUACAUCAGCACAUUGCAAUGAAUACAAAACAGGUUAUAAUUUAGAUCUUGAAGCUCAAAGGAUGUUGCAUGAUAGUUUGACAUAUGAUGCAUAUUUAAAACAAAAUAAAAAAGGAAAUGGUUCUUCGACCCCACGUAACUUAUUCCAAAGAGGUCAGAGUCGACAAAGAGAUAAUGAUAUGCGUAUAUGUGUUGAUACUACAUAUUAUGAUAUAUUAGAAGUAAAUCCAAAUGCAACACAAAAAACAAUAAAAAUGAACUAUUAUAAAUUAGCAUUAAGAUAUCAUCCAGAUAAAAACCCUAAUGAUGAUGAAGCAAAAUUAAAAUUUCAAAAAAUAAAUGAAGCAUAUCAAGUAUUAAGUGAUGAAGAAAAAAGAGAGGAAUAUGAUCAAUAUGGUCUUAAUGCAACUAAUGGAAUGUUUAUGUUAGAUCCUUCUGUGCUAUUUGUUUUAUUAUAUAGCUCUGAAGAAUUAAAAGACUAUAUAGGUACUUUAAGAAUAGCAUAUUAUAUUCAAAUGAUAUAUAACAGUUCAGAAUCUAUUGAAGAUUUACAUGCUGUUCGAAAUAUAAUUAAAAAAGAAAUAGAUUUAGAGCAAAAACAAAGAGAAGUAAAAUUGGCUUUACUUUUACGGGAUAAAUUAAAAUUAUAUAUGGAAGAUGAAACAGCUUGGGCUAGUAAAAUGGAAAAUGAGCUUAAAAGAUCAAUGGGUUCUUAUUUUUCAAGUUCUAUAUUAGAAUCUAUUGGUUGGGUAUAUAAUAAUGUUGCAUCUGCAUAUAUAGCAGAAGUAACAACUUUUGGAGGUGUUGGUGCAGCUUUACCAACUGUUAAGGCAUAUACUAGAUCUUUACAAAAUCGAAUAGGAGUAGCCAGAUCAAUAAUAAGCACAUUUGUAACAAUGCGACAAGUAGCUUCCUAUUAUGAUAAACUAAAUUUAGAAGAAAAAAAAGAAGAAAAGGAAAAAAAAAAAAGAAAAGAAAACGACGAAGAAGAUGAUAAAGAAGAUAAUGAAGAAGAAAAAGAAAAAGUUGAAGAUCCUGGAGAAGGACCAAGUACGGCCCAAAAUGCAGAAAAUAAAGAAUUAGAUCCAAAUGAUUUUGAAGGAACUGGUGAUAUAAAUUUUGGAUUUAACAUCUCUGAUUUUCUUUUUGGAGGAAGUGAUACGAGUUUAAAUAGUACAGAUAAAACUAAAAAAGAGUCAAAAGACCCUGAAAAAAAAAGAUUAGAAAAAGAAGCUUUAAGAGAACAAUAUCAAACAAGAACAUUUGGUACAAUAAUAAAAAAUAUACUUUCACUUGUUUUAUGGGAUAUAGAAUCAACAACUAAAGAAGUAGCACAAAAGUUAGUACGUGAUGAAGGUGUAGAUAUUAAUACUCGAUUAAAAAGAGCAUAUGCUUUGAAACAGUUAGGAGAUAUAAUGACAAAUUUAUCAAAAACAGAAAAAGAUUUAUUUGAUGUUAGUAAUUUGGAUAUUAGCCAACUAUUUGAUGAUCUUAUUUUAAAGGCAGCCAAAAAAGCAGAAGAAGAAGAGGCAUCCGGUGAAAGGCAGAAAAUUGAUAGAGAUCGAAAAUUUAGUGGUCUAAAAUUUAACAAAAAUAAUUCAUGGUUUGACUAA
Molecule: messenger RNA, 2445 nt
Organism: Plasmodium vinckei vinckei
Lineage: Eukaryota; Apicomplexa; Aconoidasida; Haemosporida; Plasmodiidae
Product: DnaJ protein, putative
Exons: 1
Coding region: 1-2445 (814 amino acids)
Source: RefSeq, a predicted model, not a curated record